GUUCGCAUGGAGACGAUAGCAGAAUCUUUGCGAUUAGUAUCAAAUUUCGGGAUCUAGCUCUUUAAAAAAAACGUAUAAAAGAUUGAGCAUUGAAAGGUGCGAAACUCACUGUGGCAAAAGUGCCGAUUGGGUUUGGUAACGUGUUACGGUAGCUCCAAAAGGAUUUGUGUGAAGUGUUUUGUUACCUCUAGAAAGGUACAAACAGACGAAAAGCAUAAUAGUGUAACGUAUUUAUGUGGUGCAGUGACUGGGAUACUCUACAGAAAAAAACGAAGAAAAAACAGCAUCAAAAUUUCAUGAUGGUACUGAAAGUUGGUGGCAGUUGGAAGCAGUUGAUUGUGUUGCUGUUCGCAAUGGCUAGCUGUUGCGUUGCCGCACCUGCCAACGGUUUGGCGGUGUUUGCUGACAAUUCGCUGUGUCCGGAACCGAGAUGUGUAACGUACGAGGAAAUCAACACGCUCUGGACGAUACCGGAUCCGGCCUAUUUCCUCCAGUGUCGUCCAGAUGUAACCGGUGACUGGUCAUUGGAGCAGAUGCCCUGCGCACCUGCAACGCUGUUCAGCUUUAGGCAUCAGGUAUGCGUCCAUGUCGAGUACUGGGAGGGAUGCGACGGUUCAACACCUUCAACACUCCCAACCACGGCCGAAACGACCGAAGAUCCAGGCACUACAGAAAUAACGCCAGAAGUAACGCCAGAAGUAACGCCAGAAGUAACACCUGAAGUAACACCAGAAGUAACGCCAGAAGUAACGCCAGAAGUCACACCUGAAGUAACACCUGAAGUAACGCCAGAAGUCACACCUGAAGUAACGCCAGAAGUAACACCAGAUGCAACGCCAGACGCAACGCCAGGAUUGGAUCCGUGUGGUGCACCGGAGUGUGACACCUACGUACAUAUCAAUACCCUUUGGACGCAUCCAUCGUACGACUACUUCUACCAGUGUCACCCGAUCAAUGGAAUUUGGGAACCGAUCGCGAUGCCGUGCGCACCGCCGACAUUGUUUAGCUUCCGGCAGCAGGUGUGCGUACUGCCGGAGUAUUGGGAAACACCCGACUGUGUUGUUGUUAUGAGCCAAUUAUCAAUCGGCUAAGUGAAUCAG
Molecule: messenger RNA, 1100 nt
Organism: Anopheles funestus (African malaria mosquito)
Lineage: Eukaryota; Metazoa; Arthropoda; Insecta; Diptera; Culicidae
Exons: 1
Coding region: 234-1091 (285 amino acids)
Cellular component (GO): extracellular region
Molecular function (GO): chitin binding
Source: RefSeq, a predicted model, not a curated record